This is a messenger RNA of Brassica oleracea var. oleracea, 1620 nucleotides long. RefSeq lists its product as uncharacterized. The record is from RefSeq and is a predicted model, not a curated record. Lineage: Eukaryota; Viridiplantae; Streptophyta; Magnoliopsida; Brassicales; Brassicaceae. The transcript is spliced from 4 exons. Bases 1 to 1620 code for a protein of 539 amino acids.
AUGACGAACGAUAACAACACCCCCAUUGACACCACAGAUGUCACAAAAACUCCACUCAACGUUGCAGCCACUGAUGCAACUGUGACAGCCUCUGAAAACAUCACAGCGUCAACCGCUGCAGCAACAACUAGCACUAUCCUCACUGCGGGAAAUGCUGCUGAUGAAACCACUCGCCGUAGCCUAUUCGGUGCUGGUCUUUAUCAGACGGGCUCAGUUUCAGAAACCGCAAGUGGUCCGAAGAAGAUGAUGUUCUUCCUGACAACGAUGAAACUGGACAAGUUCAUCCAGGAGGACAAACCCCUUAUUCCGUACGGGAUUGAUGAUGUCCACAGUCUUGCAACUGUUGACAUAUGGGUGCAUUCCGACUUCAUCUGCAAAGGUUACAUUUUGGGUCCUCUCAUUGAUCCAUUGUACCGACUCUACUGUGAGAUUCCCACUGCGAAAGAGCUGUGGAGAUCCCUGGAUAAGAAGUACAGAGGUGAGGACGCUGGCUGCCAGAAGUAUGUGGUUGCAAAGUUCCAUGACUUCAAAAUGAAGUUCAAGGGGAAAUGUCACUACUGCCACAAAGUGGGGCACAAGACUGUUGAGCGUCGCAAAAAGAUCAAAGAUGAGAAGGCUCAGGCUGAGGAUGAUCUCGUUGCUGUGUCGACUGAAGCCAACAUGGUUGAAAUCAACAACCCCAAGGAAUGGUGGUAUGACACUGGUGCAACCACCCACAUUUGCACCGAUAGGGCGAUGUUCAGCACCUAUCAGAAAAGCGAGACUCAGGAGAAGCUCAGGAUGGGAAACACUGCAGUCUACAAGAUUGAAGGACGUGACAAUGUGAUUUUGAAGAUGACAUCUGGUCAUGAAGUCACUCUGACGAAUGUGAAGCAUAAAUGCAUCUUGCUGCCUCCUCUUGUAUCUUUGCCUCAUUGCCAAACCCAAAUCGUCACCAACGUGUCCUUGUCCUCACUAUCUCCAGAGGAGGAAGAUUGUGUCGUGGCUAUUAAGUUCAUGGGACCCCAACUCAGCUACUGCCGACCCUCUGCUCAAGGCAACUCCAAGUGGUUCAACAUCAGGAUCGCAAACCCUUGCUUCUUCUCCUCCCGUGUCAUGUUUUCCAAGAAACAUAACAUGUUUCGCAUACCUGGAGCUGGCGGCCAACUCAUUGCAUCAUGGGAUCUCUGCGAAGACAAGCACACACCCAAGUUUCAGGAGUUGCGAUAUCAUUUUCUUCCAGAGCCGACCGAAGCAGAACGUGAGGUUAUGGAUACAUGUCUCACGAGCGAACACAUGGUGGAAUCACAAUCCACAGGUGAAACCUUUUUGGUCAAGUGUUUCAGACAGACUAUGGACGGUAUUGCCGUAUUGCAAACAAAAGGUGUAAUGGCGUUCAGGGUAACCCCCAAGGGAAAUUCAGUGUACACUCAAGACAUUGUAGAUCUCACCAUUUUCAUCUCAAAGGCUGAAGCAUUCUGUGUCCGUGCUAGCUCGUUUCCUGGCGUGAGCCCUAACCAUGUCUAUAUCUUGGAUGUCAUGGAGAUUUCAUUUUUCAAGCUUCCUGAUUCUUCCAUCACAACUCUUACUGAAAGAAUCAUGUCCCCUUACGUUUUUCCACCUCAAAAUAUAGAAUAUUAA